AUGUCCUCUGACGAAGAGCAGCCCUCCUCCUCCACCUCGCUCCCUCCAGAGUCUCACUUUAUCGGGAGGAGGGAGGACAUAGUCAGAGCGGGACGUGUGAGCAGGCUCCUGAACGGCUGCAGAGACGUCCUGGUUCUCCACCAUCAGGGACAGCUUUAUGCUAUGGACCUGCGCUGCUACCAUGCUGGUGGUGGGUUGCAACAUGGAGACAUAGAGGAGUUCAAUGGCAAGUUGUGCAUUGUCUGUCCGUGGCAUAAGUACAAGAUCACUCUGGCUGAAGGAGAGGGCCUGUACCAAGCCGUGGACAACCCCCUGGUCAGACCCUUACAGACAGAGUGGCGUUCCAAAGGCGUGAAGCAGCGUGUGCACCAGGUCACGGAGGUCCGGGGAGACGUCUAUGUGACUCUCAAUACACGCUCAGAGGACGUGGAGUCUGACCGCUACCAGACCCACAAGUACAGGACUGACUCUGAUCCCACCAGAGCAAAGACAUAA
This is a messenger RNA of Knipowitschia caucasica, 495 nucleotides long. The record is from the annotation of a GenBank genome assembly. Lineage: Eukaryota; Metazoa; Chordata; Actinopteri; Gobiiformes; Gobiidae.